ACUGUGGCCCUUGUGAUUUGUUUAAAGGUCCUGGGUGGUACAGGGUACUCUCCAUGGACUCAGACUGUCAGCCUCACUAAAACUGUCAGCGGUGUUUAAAUUCCUUUGGACCUAUCCAGCAUGUCAAACGCGGACAGAGUUGUGUUAGCUCUCGGUGGGGCAGGAACAGUGGGUUCUGGAAUAGUUAAAGCACUCCUCGACAAAGGUAAGUUCGGAAUAGUUAAAGCACUCCUCGACAAAGGUUUCAAGGUGGCUGUCAUAUCCAGAGACAACAGCAGAUUAGAGAAACUCAGGGGGUUUGUUUCUCCCUCCACCCGAGACAACCUCACCACCCUAGUCGGGAAUGUUGGUUCAGAGGAGGGGGCAGAGGUGGUCAAGCAGUCCCUUCUGAAGUCUGUUGGCAAGGUCACAGACAUUGUGUCAUCUCUGGGGUUCAGCUGGUGGCAGGGUGGACCUCCACAUACCCAGACGCUGAAAGAACUACACUGGGUGAUUGAGACAUUGCUGUUCAGCACCUUUGUAUCAUGGAAGGUUUUCUUUCCACUGGUGAGAGACGACCCCAACUGCACCUACACCUUUAUCACAGGUGGUGCUGGGGAGAAGCUGUUGAUGCCAGGUACAGGGUUCCUGACUGUUGGUGCCGCCAGCACCCUGGCAUUCUGUCAGGUACUACGAGAGGAGUACCCGGAAGUGCCCUGCAAACUCAACCAGGUAAAGAUCAACACUGGUGUGGCCCUUCCAGAGCGCAUGGCUCCUGGUUACCUGAACCACCUGGACCUUGGUGAGGCUGUGGCCACGUUGGUGGAGAGAAAGAACACCACCCACACAGUGUUCCCUGUCAACUCCCCGGCAGACUUAAAAACCGUCAUUCUAGAGGGUAACCUUUAAGGCUUCCCCGCUCUGCCAUAAGUCCCUGCAGACUCUCAAAACUAUAGUGCUUGAGUCAUUCCACAUCCAUUUUACUGUAUAGUCGGUAAUGUGAUUGUUUUCUUUGCAUGUCAAAUUAUAACCCUAACCCUGUAAGGAAGAUGCCAAGCUUAUGUGACUUCAUGCCAGCUUCUGCAUAGUCCUUCAUUGUUCCAGUGCACUAAUAACCACAUAAUGCACUACCUUCCUGGACAUCAAUGGAGCUGUUUAGGUGCAUAGUAGAUUAUUUAGGUACACCCUGUUGGGAAAAUGCAGGAUGACUCUGAGAUGAGGCAGCAAAAGACGGCGGGGGGACAGGGAGGGUAGACUGUAGGGGCGGCGAUGGGGUUAUGUGGCACAUUUGUGUCCCCCUAGCGUGACUCUCUGUCCUGUUCACAGGCACCCACCCCCUUUAUCUGGGACAGCACAUUCCGUAAAUAAACAAUGCGGGGUGAGGAGGUGGAAGGUCUGAUAGAGGGAAAGAGCUGAUAGAGGGAAAAUAAAUAUCAGAGUGCAUUGUUGUCUUUGUUUACUGUUCUAUUAAUGGCAUACAUGCUUUAGCAACAAGAAUGUAUAUUUGUUAUGCCAAUAAAGAAACCUGAAUUGUG
This is a messenger RNA of Coregonus clupeaformis (lake whitefish), 1514 nucleotides long. RefSeq lists its product as uncharacterized. The transcript has 6 exons. Gene Ontology annotation, biological process: fatty acid beta-oxidation. Gene Ontology annotation, cellular component: mitochondrion. Bases 121 to 888 code for a protein of 255 amino acids. The record is from RefSeq and is a predicted model, not a curated record. NCBI's taxonomy places the organism in Eukaryota, Metazoa, Chordata, Actinopteri, Salmoniformes, Salmonidae. Gene Ontology annotation, molecular function: 2,4-dienoyl-CoA reductase (NADPH) activity.